UAUAGUGAAUGCAGGGUCCAGGGAGACCGGAUAUAGUGAAUGCAGGGUCCGUGGAGACCAGAUAUAGUGAAUGCAGGGUCCAGGGAGAGCGGAUAUAAUAAAUGCAGGGUCCGGGGAGAGGGGAUAUAGUGAAUGCAGGGUCCGGGGACCAGAUAUAGUGAAUGCAGGGUCCGGGGAGACCGGAUAUAGUGAAUGCAGGGUCCUGGGAGACCAGAUAUAGUGAAUGCAGGGUCCGGGGAGACCGGAUAUAGUGAAUGCAGGGUCCGGGGGGAGCGGAUAUAGUGAAUGCAGGGGUCCGGGGAGACCAGAUAUAGUGAAUGCAGGGUCCGGGGAGACCAGAUAUAGUGAAUGCAGGGUCCGGGGAGACCAGAUAUAGUGAAU
Staurois parvus is the source of this 381-nucleotide messenger RNA. The record is from the annotation of a GenBank genome assembly. Lineage: Eukaryota; Metazoa; Chordata; Amphibia; Anura; Ranidae.